AACUGAAGACAUUGUUGACAGGAUAUGACUCAAUGGUUCCCAUUCCCGAUGCCUUUGUCUUUGUGGGAGACUUUAUGUCCAAACCAUGCGAUGAAGUCUCAGAUUUGAAAGCUCACAUGAAAAGUUUGGUUAAAUUAAUUUCCAAAUUUAAUAAAAUCUCAAACUAUUCUCAAUUUAUAUUUAUUCCCGGAUUUAAUGACAUAAAAGGCACUGAUAUUCCGAAGUGUGCCUUUACUGUUGAUAUGUUUCCGAUGACAACAAAACUAAUAAGUAAUUUCCAUUUGGCCACAAAUCCGGUCAAUAUAUACAUAGACGGCCGACACCUAUGUUUGUCUGCCUUUCCCUAUAUACCGAAACUUCGCAAACAUAUGAUACACAACAGCACUGAAGAAUCGGCUGAAUUGGGCGCUUCUGUACUCAAACUAAUGGCAUCGAACGGACACCUGAGCGCCGGGUUGUCCACCAAUUUGCACAGUUGUCUCUCUCUAUUUCAUUUGCCAGACUUUGUGCUCAUUGCAGACAAACACAUGAAUGAAGACAUGGACUCCAAUGCUUACGAUUAUAUAGAUCUUGCAGUUUUGCCAUCUUUUUCGAGGGAUAACUUCAGAUUUAAAGUGAUUUAUACGAAUCCUAAACAUAUAGAGUGCAGUCAAAUACUUGUCUGAAACCCUGGAAACUCCUAUCCCUUAACACACACUCUCUCUCUCCUCUCCUCACAUAACCUAAAGUGGAGUCCAGUUUUUGUACAUCUGUUGGCAAAUACAGAGCAGUAGUCCAUGUAUUCAUGCAUUCAUUGUUUAUUCAAUUUUCAAAUAUUUGUAUUUUAAACAAAAUAUGAACAGUUUAUCCAUAUUUAAUAAAAAUUGUGUAAAAAUACGAUUAAAUCAUUUGAGAUAUUAUUCGAAGAGACGGCCAGAACUUCCAAAAUGUGAUUUCAAUGCAAACAACUCUAAAUCACGAUUAGGUAACUUCGAGAUCGAAACCAUCCAUAAACUCAAUUUGAAUCCAUGUCUUAAACCCUGGUAUCAAAAGCCUGUUCUCAUUACCCAGGGAUAUAUGCAAUAUGUCUGGGAUAAUGAAAACAAGAGAUAUUUAGACAUGUUCGGAGGAGUAGCGACGACAAGUGUGGGUCACUGUCACCCAAAGCUGGUCGAGGCCACAACCAAACAGCUCAAGAAGUUAUGGCACACGAGUAGUAUUUACUACAACGAGGAGAUCCAUGAAUAUGCGUCCAAUUUAGCGAAUAGACUGCCGGAACCAUUGAAUAACAUAUUUUUCUGCAAUUCUGGUUCCGAAGCCAAUGACAUCGCUAUACUUAUGGCGAGGCUUUACACCAAAUCUUAUGACAUAAUAGCUUUACGUAAUGCAUAUCACGGCGACUCUACCAGUACUCAACCCUUGUGUGGGGUUCAAAGUUGGAGGUUCCCCCUCCCCUUACACUUUGGUAUUCAUCACACCACUAACCCCGAUCCUUAUUCUGGACGCUUUGGGGGCAGUAAUUGUAGGGACUCUAUCAUCCAGACUACCCGCCAGUGUGACUGUGAGCCGGGUCACUGCAAAGCAGAGGAUAUGUAUGUCGAAGAUUUGGAGCAACUGUUUGACUCGACUCUACCCAAAAAUGUUUGCGCUUUCAUUGCGGAGUCCAUUCAAGGGGUCGGAGGAGUGGUUCAGUUCCCCAAAAACUUCCUGAAAAGAGCUUUUGAAAUGGUUCGGCAAAGGAAUGGUGUCUGUAUUGUAGAUGAGGUCCAAACGGGUUUUGGACGCACUGGGACUCACUUUUGGGGGUUUGAGGGACAUGGAGUUAUUCCAGAUAUUGUAACAAUGGCUAAAAGUAUAGGCAAUGGGUUUCCAUUGGCCGCUGUGGCCACCACUGCCUCCAUCGCCAAAACACUGACCGAAGCCUCUUAUUUCAAUACAUUUGGAGGAAAUCCUUUAGCGUCUUGUGUUGGACUCAAUGUUCUCAAAAUCAUAGACGAAGAGAAUCUCCAGAAUAACUGCCAUAUUAUUGGUUCCAAAUUAUUGACAGAAUUGGAAAAUCUUCGCAACAAAUAUCCUGAUAUUAUUGGAGACGUUAGAGGGAAAGGCCUUAUGAUUGGAGUGGAGCUGACAAGUAGUGCCGUUAGUAUACAACACAAGAAUAUUAAAGAGAGAAAACCAAUGAUUAAAGCAGACUUUGACUCAAUUUUGGAGGACUGCAGAGACAUGGGUUUACUCAUUGGAAGGGGAGGGCCGAAAGGCAAUGUUUUUCGAGUGAAGCCUCCGAUGUGUAUCAAUGAAGAGGACAUAACCUUCACUAUCGAUGUGUUGGCAAAAGCUUUUGAUUUACAUAACGAACGGUCGGCUAAAAGAAGAAAUAAAUAUCUUUAA
Molecule: messenger RNA, 2367 nt
Organism: Oppiella nova
Lineage: Eukaryota; Metazoa; Arthropoda; Arachnida; Sarcoptiformes; Oppiidae
Source: the annotation of a GenBank genome assembly